AUAUACAGUUUAAAAUAAUGUUUGUUUAGGUUUAUCAAAUUACCGGUAUUGUAAAAUAUAAAAUGGUUUCAGUAUUUUGUCGUUUCAGAGAGUAAUACUAAGUCAUAGAAAGUCUUGAAAUCACUUAACUACAUUAUGGAUUGGGGCGUUGAACUCUGGGAUCAAUUUGAAAAUGUGGACAAACAUUUGCACCAUGGAAUAGAAUAUACGGAUAAAUACAUGAAAUUUGUGCAAGAAAGAAGCUCCGUGGAACAGGAUUACGCAAAACAACUUCGAAGACUUGCAAAAAAAUAUUCGCCUAAAAAAAAAGACGACGAUGCAUCAAUAUUUUCAACAAAUAAAGCUUUUGCAAGUCAGCUUGCAGAAUUGAAUGAUAUAGCAGGACAACAUGAGAUUGUUGCCGAAAGUCUUUUGAAGUCAAUCGUUAAGAAUUUACACGCAUUCAUCAAUGAACUCAGACUCGAGAAAAAGAAGGCGUAUCAAGAAGGUCGAUCGAUGCAAGCUACACUCGAUGCGCAUGAGCGAUCACUGGAACAAACAAAACGAAAAUUUGAAAAAGAAUGGAGGGAGAGUGAAAGAGCGCAAGCUUAUUUUGAAAAGUUAGACCAGGAUCCGAAUGUCACGAAAGCUGAAGUUGAUAAGGCGAAACAAUCCUUAGUAGUAAAGAAGGAUCAAGUAGAAUCUUGCAAAGGAGAUUAUGCAUCAGCAUUAACACAUUUCAAUGAAGAACAGAGGAACCAUUACCAGACAAAUAUGCCUAAAGUUUUUGAAAAUUUUCGAGACAUGGAUGAACGGCGGGUAAAGAAAGUAUCUGAAGUGAUGGAAGAAUUUGCCACGAUCGAUUCAAACGUUAAACCUAUCAUUAAUAAAUGUCUCGAUGGAAUGAAACUUGCUGCGAAAGCUGUUGACUCUACUCUAGACGCAAAAAUAGUUGUUGAAAAAUACAAGUCAGGUUUUUAUCCUCCGAAUGAUAAAGAGUUUGAAGAUUACACUUCACCUUCACAUGCAAACACGAAUGAAGAUCACGCUAAUUCACCUCGUAAUUCUGUGAAUAUUUCGCGAGGAGCUAAUAAGAAAGGACUGAGCUGGCUCUUUGGUGGCAAAAAGCAGAAAGUCAAAUCAGUUAACUCUGAUGAAGACGGCUCAGAAAAAUCUGAUUCAAUCGAUGACAAACAGCAUUCUGGAUCAACCGAAAAUGUCAACAAAGCACGAAAUGUAUCGUGCAGUUCGGAUAGCUCCAGGGCAGCACCAAGUGGUAGUUCGAUGGAAGGUGGUGAUAAUGCAGACGUUCAAAUGAGGGACAAAAAAUCUACGAUAAAUGACCAACAAUUCCUCAGGCAAUCGUUAACCGCAGGGCGAAAAAAAAUCUUUUCAGUUUUUAAAGAAAAAACUCAAAAACCCAAAACUAGUCCUCCCACUAAACCCCCUCGUCCGAGAAAAUCUGUCCAAAUUUCCGGUCCUGUUGCAACGGAUGCUGCGAUGCUUCCAUCAGCUGAUUACUUGGUGCCAAUAAAAAGCAUGCAAGCAGAACAAAAAGAAAAUUCACAUCCGGUCGUUGACCACACAUACUCCGAAGUUCCUGGAAGCGAGGAUGAAUUCACAGAUGAUUCUAUCGAUGACCCGACAGAAACAGACACGCCCAUUACGAAGGUCGUUGAAUCAGCAGAUUAUUCUCAUCUUCCACCAGAACAGCGGAAGAAAAAACUUCAGAAACAUAUUGAUGAAUUGAAGCAACAGCUUGCAAAGGAAAGCGAUGGGCGGAACGCAUUAUUGAAAAUGCAAGAAGUUUAUCGAUCAAACCCAGCAUUAGGAGACGCAGGAUCGCUCGAUCCACAACUCAAACAAUGCGAUGAUGCAGUCGCAAGAAUUGAAACAGAUUUAAAACAAUAUGAAGCUUGGUAUGCAGAAGCAUCAGGUGGUGCUCCUCCCAGACCUGCGCCAGCUGCGGUCACACAGUCAUCCACAAAACCACAGUAUUCUCAGCCAUUGAAGUCCGAACCGGAGACAAGAAAUGCUCAGCUAAGACACGAAGAUAGUUUUGCUGAUGAAUUUGAUGAUGAAGCCGUCGGAACUUGCAUCGCACUUUUUGAUUUCACAGCUGAAAGUGAAGGGGCAAUGUCAAUGAAAGAAGGCGAAGAAUUUACUGUUUUAGAAGCCGAUAAAGGUGAUGGUUGGACAAGGGUUUUAAAAGAUGAAGUGGAUGGAUACGUCCCAACUUCUUAUCUGGAGCUUAAACUUUACUGAUUGUUACCAUAGCAACCGUCGCAGAUGAAUAAUUCUGCUUUCUAAGCACCAUCGCCAUGGAAACGACAUGCCUGUUAUCAAGCAAAUCAGCAUUUUUAUUCGUUCCUGUUUGAUUUUUCCGUUAUAUUAUUAUGUGUGCUGCUGCAAUAUUAUAUACAAGCAUUGGGAGCUCGCCGUGUGAGCUAUAUCGCAAAUUUAAUAGUGUUUUAGCUAUAUUUUUUAGCAGAAUCUUCGCUACUCCGAAAUGAUUCUUACCGACAACAUAUUAGGAUGAUAGUUUGUCAUUGGUUAGAGACAGGAUUUUUUAAAUUCUCAAUUUUGGGAAAUUCAACACUAUAUUUAAUAGUCUUCAUUCAAUGUCUGAAAACUGAUAGAAAUAAAAAAAGUCGAAACAUUCUCAUCUUAAUUGCCAUGCAUUUCCAAAUUCAAACUGAAUAUACAUUGACUUCUACGACCUGCCUAAUUUAGGAUGUGUUCGAUAAUGUAUUUUAAGAAUGACUACUUGAAUAUGAAUCAACUAGUCAGGUAAAUAACUGGUCAACUAUUCAAAAUAUUCCCCGACAUAAGCUGAUAAGAGGCUGUGCUUUUCCGUCUCAUCAACUUUCCUCUUUUAGAUAAUAAUGAAAAUCCUAGAGUUCAUUUGGAGUAAUAAUUUUUUUGAUUGUAACCUUCCGCUAUUUUGAGAGGUAGAUAUCUGAAUAGCGGUAUUCUACAAUUUACCUACAAAUUCUGAAUAUUUUAAAUUGAUGGAUUGGCAUCAGAAUAUGUUCUCUUUUGCGUUCGGGAGUGUUUUGUAAGUAAUUCAGUACGGCUUCAGCUUCCAAGUUAUCGGUGAUCAUAAUUUUCAAUGAAUUUUAAUCAAUAUUAUAUAAUAUACCUUUUAUUCAUUCGAUUUGACAACUCAAUAUGAAGUGAAUGCUAAGAAAACUGAGUUGUGUCUGUGAGAUUUUAUAAAUAUCACCCUAAUUCAAUGAAAUCAAAUUAUCCAUAUCGUACUAUUAGAGAUUCUAUUGAUUGUUGGGCCAGUGUUACAUAUGUUUUAUUUAGUUGUUAAAAUUAAUCAUCUGUUUUGUGAGUGGGUCACCUACAACUUCUCUGCUGACAAUAUAUUUUAGGGUGAGCGCUGUUAACCUUGCUUAGGGUAGACUUCCUAAUAGUGAAUAGGUCUGUUUUGUGGGUCACAGUCAGUAAGGGAAUGCAACUUCCCUAAUGACCCAUAUUUGAGUGUUAGCGCUUGGAAACUUGCUUAAAUUAAUCAGUCUUUCCAGAUAAGCAUACAUGAUGGAGUUUCUUAAUUCCUAACCCUCGACUUGAGUCUCUACAAGAACGCCCGGCUCUUUACCUCCCAGUAUCUGCUCAUUUAGAGUCUCGUUCAGAGCAAAGUUGUAAUAAAACACCUAAACAAGGGAAUAUCAUUGUAUGAAGAUUUCUACUACACUACACCCAAGAAUUCCUUCUAUUACUAUUUUCCGAUGUUAGAAAUAUAAUAAUCUUCCUUUCUGUAAAUCAUGAUUCUUGGAUCUUAACCCUAUAAAAACGAGCAUGACAAAUCCCCCCCCCCAUAGCUGUCUUUUCAUGCUCAUACCCAAUCGACAAUACUUCAAUGGCAUGAGUGGGGGUGAUUGUAUAACUUGAAUCAAUAUUAUUAUAUCAUAAAACUGUCAGUUUUUUCAUUAUGAGGUCAUAGUAAUUUAACUGCAAUAUUUCGUAUUUUUUUUUAAUCGCCAGCCAUGUAGUUUUUUAAUGAAGUACUUGCCUGAUAGAUACCGAUAUCUGAAAUUAUUCAAGUUCAUGCAUUUGGAACAACUAUUACCAAACCAACCAAAUAAUAAUCGAAUGGCUUGCUAUAUGAUUGAAUUGCGGCCGCCUUGGACUUCUUACAUGGAACAAAUAUGAAAAAUUCUAAUCUGACUCCUGAGCUUCUGAUUCUGGAAUACCAGUACUAAAAAGUUGACUCUGGCUAUGGAGAACUCGAAUUUUUAAUUUAGCACCCGGCCAGCAAAAACUCAGACCUACUCAACAGCACUGUUUUUCUCGUUCUAUAAAUUCACUCGUACUUAUACAUUUGACAAAAGCAUAUAACAACCAUAUAUCUGGAAUGCCAAAAUGGCUGCAGUAAAUCCUAUUUUUAAACAAGGAAGAGCGAAUAAAUCACCAUGUUUUAGUUUUACCGUACCAUUCUGCCAGCUUUCCCUUCCUCUAAAAGUAAAAAUCAAAUCGUAAUUAUGUCAACAGGAACACUGCUGAUUAUCUCAUCUAUUUUAUCACUAAUAUCGUAUUUUUAUUGAUGUUAAAAUUUCAAAGAAGAUUUGAGCCAGCCUUGGGAUUCUACUGAUACUCCAUACUGACGUUGUCAAAAAUCUUGCUUGAAAUUUUUAACAAUUUAUUUGUGUAUCUGGUUAUUUUUUUUGUCGAAUUGAUGUUUGAAAAAAGUGUA
This is a messenger RNA of Styela clava, 4681 nucleotides long. RefSeq names its product formin-binding protein 1-like. Gene Ontology annotation, biological process: signal transduction. Gene Ontology annotation, molecular function: protein binding. The record is from RefSeq and is a predicted model, not a curated record. NCBI's taxonomy places the organism in Eukaryota, Metazoa, Chordata, Ascidiacea, Stolidobranchia, Styelidae.